AUGGCUGAUGAGUUGUAUAAGAAAGGGAUCGAUGGGAGUUUGUCGAGAUGUUUAGGUCAGGAUGAUCAAAAUAUUGCUUUGGGCGAAGUCCAUAAUGAGAUAUGUGGUUCCCAUCAAGCUGGAAAGAAGAUGAAAUGGGUGUUGUAUCGCAAUCAUGUGUAUUGGCCAUCUAUGAUAAAAUAUUGCAUCAAUUAUGCAAAAGCAUGUCAAGAAUGUCAGAAAUAUGGUUCGAUACAACAGAUUCCAGCAUCUGAGUUUCAUUCGAUAAUAAAGCCAUGGCUAUUUAGAGGUUGGGUUUUGAAUUUGAUUAGGUUAAUUCACCCUUCUUUAUCAAAACAGCAUAAAUUUAUCUUGGUAGCAAUCGAUUAUUUUACGAAGUGGGUUGAAGCAGUUCCCCUAAUAGAAGUUGGUCAAAAUGAAAUAAUAGACUUCAUUGAGGAAUAUAUUAUCCAUCAAUUUGGAAUUCCUCAAACAUUGAGCACUGAUCAAGGGACUAUGUUUACCGUGCUACCACUAGAGAUUAAUUUGAAUACUUUGAGAGUAUCAAAACAGAAUGAUUUGCCAGUUGAUGAUUACUAG
Molecule: messenger RNA, 579 nt
Organism: Arachis duranensis
Lineage: Eukaryota; Viridiplantae; Streptophyta; Magnoliopsida; Fabales; Fabaceae
Exons: 2
Coding region: 1-579 (192 amino acids)
Biological process (GO): DNA integration
Molecular function (GO): nucleic acid binding
Source: RefSeq, a predicted model, not a curated record